AUCAAAUGGAAAACGUAAAGGCAGCUUUCCUCUAGAGGUACUGAUGGAAUGAGAGACUAUGAGAAGGUUUUGUUCAUUGGCUUCCAGGGCUGCACCUUUUGAGAAGGAACAACAUUGCCAGACGAAACUAAGAGUUCAAAAGUCCGCAAAGGUCAAGUCUUUAACAACUCCGUUUGCUCGAAACCCUGCCGCCCCUUCAACAGGUAAAAAUUUCAAAGAUCCUAACUUGAAUCCAAUUUCAAUUACUUCUGCUGCGGUUCCUAAACAAAACCCGAGAUUGCAUUCGAAGCCCAUUGAUCACCAGUACUUUACUCACAUUCUGUCGAGAAAAGAUUGGUAUAUAUUGCUGAGACAAGAGUUUAAGGCCCGGAGAGUGAAUUUGAACUGCCAGUCAAUCAUUAGUAUUUUGCAAAAUCAAGAAAACCCUUUACUCCCUCUGCGAUUUUAUAUCUGGGUUUUGAGUAUUAACCCUUCAUUCGGCAAGAAUCAGUCGAUUCGGGGUGUUUUGAGUAAUACCCUUUAUAGGAAAGGUCCAGUUUUGUUGUCAGCUGAACUGGUUCAGGAUAUUAGAAAUUCUGGUUCUGGAAUUACUGAGGAUUUGCUUUGUGUUCUGAUUGGCAGCUGGGGGAGGUUAGGGCUAGCGAAGUAUUGCGCUGAAGUUUAUGAGCAGAUAUCAUAUUUGGGUCUCAGUCCUAGCACUAGGUUAUACAAUGCAGUCAUUGACGCUUUAGUGAAGGCUAAUUCACUUGACCUGGCUUACCUGAAGUUUCAGCAAAUGCAGGUGGAUAAAUGUUUUCCUGACAGGUUUACGUAUAAUAUUCUCAUUCAUGGAGUUUGUAAGGUUGGCUUAGUUGAUGAGGCACUUCGUUUGUUGAAGCAAAUGGAGGGAAUGGGAUUUGCACCCAAUGUGUUUACAUAUACAAUCCUAAUUGAUGGGUUUUGUACUGCUAAACGUGUAGAUGAGGCAUUUGCCUUUCUAGAAAAAAUGAAGGAAAAGAAUGUGACCCCAAAUACUGCUACUUAUAGGUCCUUAGUUAAUGGAUUGUUUAGAUGUUUAUCCCCAUCUGAAGCCUUUAAGUUAUUGUCAAGAUGGGUGGACAGAGAGCUUAAUUUGCCUAAAGUUGCUUGUGAUGCGAUACUAUGCUGCCUUUCUGAUAGUUUUUUGCCAAGGGAGGCUGCUGCAUUUCUUAGAAAAUGUUGUCAAAGGGGUUAUGCUGUCGAUAGUUCAACAUUUGAUGUGACAAUGACUUGUUUGAUUAAGGGAUUGGAUCUUGAGGAGACUUGCCAGUUGUUAGAUAAAUUUACUGAACUGGGUACAAAGGUGGGGUUAAGAACGUAUCUGCUUAUUAUUGAGGUAUUGUUCAGCUCAGGACGAGAAGAAAAAGGUAAUCAAUACCUGAAGCAGAUGCUCCAUGAUGGGCUUGUGAGGAAUGUAAAUUCAUAUAAUAUGCUGAUUGACUGCUUCUGCAAGGCAAAAAUGAUUAGACUUGCUUCAGAAGCUUUUUCAAAGAUGCAUAACAGAGGUAUUCGCCCUAAUCUUGUUACUUUCAAUACUCUCAUUAAUGCACACUACAAGGCUGGGAAUAUAGUAAAGGCACAAGAACUGCUUGUAAUGUUCUUAGAGUAUGGAUUCAGACCUGAUAUCUACACUUUUAGUUCAGUGAUUGAUGGACUUUGUAGAGCACACCAAAUUGAGGAUGCUUUUGAUUGUUUAACGGAAAUGGUGGAGUGGGGAGUCACCCCAAAUGCACACACAUACAAUAUAUUAAUCCGCUGGUUAUGUGUCACUGGAGAUGUCUCUAAAGCUGUGAAUCUGUUGAGACAAAUGCAAAUUGAUGGGAUAAGGCCUGACGUUUUCUCAUUUAACGCUCUAAUUCAACGUUUUUGCAGAAGUAAUGAGAUUGAGAAGGCACAAAGACUGCUUUUAAGCAUGUUAGCAUUGGAUUUGAGUCCUGAUAAUUUUACAUACACAGCUUUUAUAAGGACCUUGUGUGAGUUAGGAAGAUUUGAUGAAGCAAUAAGGUUGUUUCACUGUAUGGAGGCUAAUGGAUGUGUCCCUGAUGCAUAUACAUGUAACUCAUUUAUUCAAAUUUUGGUUAAGAAAGCUAAAUUUCAUGAAGCGCAAAACAUCUAUAAUGACUACAGGGAGAGAGGUAUGCCAUUAAAGCCCAUCAGUGUUUUCUAGUAUGGUUUUAAACUGGUGUACUCCGCAUUGUACUGAUUCAUGCGGUCUUCUGCUGUAUGCAACAUGCCUUGAGAUGACAUGAGGAUAACAUUCUGAUCCAGGCUUCCAAUAAAUCAGGAAUCAUGUGGUUUAGUGCAUUAAUGGGCAGGGAAAAAGGAAGCUAGGAAACAAGAGUUGAUUCCUCGAAUGUGGCUUAUUUCCUGCUUCAUUUUUGAGAGCUUGUUCAUAUGAUCUCCAAAUCAAACAAGGACAGGCGAUUUUGGCGAAGUACAUAGCAAAUGUCCAUAGAAAGAAAUGGCAGUUGCUUCCAUCCUCUCCAUGACUGUGCCAGGGAGUGUGGCAGGAUUAUCAUUUGUAACACUUGAGCUGUACAUCCUGGCAUGAUGCACAAAUUGUCUUGAAGGCUUCAAGAAAUAUGUCGGAAUACUCUUCUUCCAGUUAACUGUGGCUACUCCGGUUUUGCAACUAGCUCGCUGUACAUGAACCCCCAAACAGGGCUAUAUUUUUACAUUAGUAACCCACAGGACGAGGAUCUCUUGCUGGGGUCCCCACGUUGUAACAAUUUUUCUUUGGAAUAAUGCAAAUUAUUAUACAAUGGAAUAAAGUGAAAAUACACUG
Messenger RNA from Coffea eugenioides, 2803 nucleotides. Its product is annotated as putative pentatricopeptide repeat-containing protein At3g16890, mitochondrial. Gene Ontology annotation, molecular function: protein binding. Bases 59 to 2185 code for a protein of 708 amino acids. Lineage: Eukaryota; Viridiplantae; Streptophyta; Magnoliopsida; Gentianales; Rubiaceae. The record is from RefSeq and is a predicted model, not a curated record. The transcript has 2 exons.